This is a messenger RNA of Echinococcus granulosus, 3666 nucleotides long. RefSeq names its product Putative phospholipid-transporting ATPase. Gene Ontology annotation, biological process: phospholipid translocation. Gene Ontology annotation, molecular function: ATP hydrolysis activity; ATPase-coupled intramembrane lipid carrier activity; magnesium ion binding. The record is from RefSeq and is a predicted model, not a curated record. Gene Ontology annotation, cellular component: trans-Golgi network; endoplasmic reticulum; plasma membrane. The transcript has 8 exons. The coding region runs from base 1 to 3666 and encodes 1221 amino acids. Lineage: Eukaryota; Metazoa; Platyhelminthes; Cestoda; Cyclophyllidea; Taeniidae.
AUGGGUCGGGGCAAGCCCACGCAGCAGGACAAGACAAAAUUAAAAUACAAUGCCGAAGCAAAAAACACAUUAAAAAGUUAUGGAAACAAUAAAAUCAGGACCACGAGAUACAGAUGGUACUCUUUUGUGCUUCAAAAUCUGCACGAGCAGGCGCAGCGAGUGGCAAACUUCUAUUGUAUUUGCAUUGUGGUCAUUCAACUGUUCAUUGAAUCUCCAAUUAGCCCAGCAUCUUCAGUACUUCCCCUUCUUUUUGUCAUUUUCCUGACUAUGUUUAAGGAAGGUUACGAAGACUUUUUGAGGCAUCGGGCAGAUCAGGAAAACAACCACAAGCCCAUUGAAGUUGUUGACGAAACUGGAGCUUUAGUCACCAAGAGGUCCUUCGAACUGGUGGUUGGUGACAUUGUGCUUGUUUGCAACGGUGACACUUUCCCCUGCGAUAUAGUUGUACUGAGCUCAAGUGAGUCUUCUGGUGAAUGUUUUGUGACAACAGCAAGCUUGGAUGGGGAGACAAACUUGAAACGGCUUUACGCGCCUCCUAUUACUCGAGAAUUGGAUAACCCUUCGGAUAUUGCCAAGAGUCUCCUUGCAACUAUUGUUUGCCAACAGCCGGUACAAGAUAUCUACGAAUUUACUGGGCAAAUAAUUGUUUCCGAGAUCGUAACUGGCACUGAAAGCACUCAUUCACUGAAUAGUGAAUGUUUACUUCUCCGUGGUGCGCGUCUACACAAUACAGACUUCAUUUAUGGAUGUGUGGUCUACACCGGUCACGACACAAAAAUGUCACUCAACACAAGGAAGAAAAAAGCAAAAUUUUCACAAGUUGAGCGUAAACUAAACACCUUUCUUUUGCUUUAUCUCCUGGGUCUUCUCCUUAUCUGCGUCGCUUACACGGUCCUCAAGAACCUUUUUAAAGUACGUGCAUGGUACAUCCACUCCCGUAAAAUUACUCCCUGGUAUGUCACCCAAGACCUGUUAGCCUUCAUUGUCCUUUUCAACCACGCCGUUCCAAUCUCCCUGUAUGUUACGAUGGAGUUGCAAAAAUUCAUUGGAUCUAUGUUUUUCGGCUGCGAUUUGGAACUUUACGAUGCCGAAAUUGACGAACGUGCCUUAGUGAAUACCUCCAACAUUCUGGAAGAAAUGGGCCAAAUUGAGUACCUCUUCUCCGACAAGACAGGAACCCUGACAAAGAACGAGAUGUCCUUCCAGCGGUUGGCUGUUGCAGAUGGGACUUUCCUCCUUCGCGACUCCAUGCUACAUCCCCUCUACGAGGUGCAAGCAACAAGAUUGCACGAUCUGAGGUCUCCUCGCUUUUCAGGUGCCGGUCUCUCCUCCACAAAAAUGCCCAUGACUGUCCAAAUCCUCCUCAUUUUUCUUGCGCUUUGCCACACCGUCAGAGUGGAACAGGACCCAGAUGCACGGCAUUCCUUGGGUAUCACUCUUAUGGAUUACAUUAAAAAGCAAAAUCGGUUGAAGAGGAGGAUGAAAGGGGGGUUCAAGCUAAUGCCAUCAAGCAAAGUGGCACCUCCAUCAAAAGAAUGGACCUACCGACGACGCGAAUCCGCCAUUCUCUCAGCACAGGAGGCCGUCUGUGCGGUGAACAGAGGAUCAGAAAUCGAUUCUGGUGAGGAUUAUGAAUAUCAGGCUUCCUCACCGGAUGAAAAAGCAUUUGUGGAAGGCUGUCGCGAUUUGGGAAUAAUCUACCAUGGACAGAACAAACGACAAUUGCAGGUGGUUACGCUCUUUGGAAGAAGGGGACUUCAGUAUCGUCUGCUGGAUGUCCUCGAGUUUGACGCAAAUCGCAAAUGCAUGUCUAUCAUCGUGCAGCCCGUGUUGCAAGGUGAGGAUGAAACACCCGACUACGUUCCGGAGAAACCGGCCCUCGUGCUCUGCAAGGGUGCCGACUCGAGCAUUCUUGCUAAGAGUGCCCCUCUGGAAAGUCUUCCAACUCUGCCCGAACCGAUGGGAGAUCCCCUUCUAGAUGGUCUCUUCGCUCCCUCCGAGGAGGUUCAAACACGAGCAGCUCUUUCAAACAAUCGGGUGUGUGAAAAUGUCACCAAAUUAGCGUCCUUUGGUCUGCGAACCCUGGUGGAAGGUGUACGUCUCUUGAGACCAGCUGAGUGGCUGCCUUUACAGCAGGAGUUAAACAAAGCGCGGACAAAUAUGGAAGACAAGGCGGGGGCACUGGCAAAGGCCUACCAAAGCAUUGAAAGGGAUCUCAUGCUAAUUGGAUGCACUGGCGUUGAAGACAAGCUGCAAGAUGAUGUGCCUGAGACACUGAUCGCCCUCCGUCAGGCCGGAAUUCAGAUUUGGGUUCUCACUGGCGACAAGGAGGAGACAGCGGUGAACGUGAGCUUCCUCUCCGGUCACUUCGGCCCCGGUCUCUCAACCAUCCACGUGACCAAACAGAAUAACCUUCUAGAGUGUUCUUUAACCCUGCAAACUCAACUUAACGCUGUUGAAAGGACCUGCCAAGAGAGCAUUCGAUUGCACUACGGUCUCGUGGUCGAUGGCCAGUCGCUAAACUUUGCGCUCCAGGCAACACAGAAGCACAAAUUUCUUCUCCUCUGUCGCGAGGCGGAUGCCGUGCUCUGUUGUCGCCUAACUCCGAUACAAAAGGCCGAGGUGGUGCGUGUGGUGAAGCACUCGCGUUCUCCACCACCCAUAACCUGUGCCAUUGGCGAUGGAGCCAACGAUGUCUCAAUGAUUCUUGAAGCACAUGUUGGAAUCGGUCUUUUCGGCAAGGAGGGUCGUCAGGCAGCUCGAGCUUCGGAUUACGUGAUAGGAAAGUUUCGAUUUCUCAAACGGACCCUCCUCUUCCACGGUUGCAAUUUCUACUGGCGUACAGCCAAUGUGGUGCUCUACUUCUUCUACAAAAACCUUGUCUUCGUAUUGGCACAGGCGUAUUUUGGCGUCUUUUCCAAAUUCGCCACUCAAACUGCCUUCAGUAGCCUCUAUUUACUGUCCUACAAUGUGAUAAUGACUUCAUCACCCAUCAUCAUUUAUGGCAUAUUAGAAAUGCCAUUCCCAGAGGAGGUUCUGCAAGACACACCGCUUAUCUACACAACCCUAUCUAGAAACCGUCUCUUGUCAUGGAAGAACUUCUUCGUGUGGAACGCAUUUGGGUUGUGGCACUCCAUCGUUCUCUUUUUCGGUUGCUACAUUCUCGCAACCGAGGGCGUUUCCAGGCCAGGCGGUGCAAUAGAAAGCCUCCAUGGUUUCGGGAGCAUGCUCUUCAGUUUCAUAUUUCUCGUGGUUACCAUAAAAUUGAUUCUCAUCACCUAUUCCCUCAAUGCUCUGCUGCUUUUGACCAUAGGUGGUACAGUGCUUGUCACCUACACAGUCCUUGUGUUGUUCAGUCAUGUUGCUAUUCCAGUGAGCGGUGGCAGAGACCUACUGGGCGUCUGGGAGAAUCUCCUUCGUGGACCUAGUGCAAUGAUCAACCUGUUUGGACAUGCGUUACUGCUGGUAUUGGCACUAGCACCGGAUAUUGUCUACAGGGUGUACGUGGACAGUUGUAGAGUGUUGCCGGCAUCGAGAGGCGGCUCAUUGCGAGGCAGUGAGACAGGGGCCAAAAGUGGAAGUGCUGGGAGACCACUACUGCCUCACUCCAUCUCCAAGAGGGAGACGCGUCCGACUUCACUUGCAUACUCUUCUACUUCAUGUUAA